UCGGAGGAGCGGAGAAACGAUGGCGGUUCUCUCAUAGAGUUUACCAAGGCAAAGUUUAGCUUCUCUGAAAAAGUAUUUGAAUCUAAGCGAGAGGGGAAAAGCCGUCAAUUUUUGGAGUGCUGGUGAAUGACUAAAGUGCGCACUGGACUGACUGCGAAGCGUUUACUGCUGUGCGUGCGCGCCCGUGACGUGUCCUUGGCGACGGCAGAAUUUUGGGAGCCGCAGUUAGUUACUAGUUUGUGAAUUUCGGAGAGAGCUAACGCGUUAGCACGGCUCUUUAGCCCGCUAGUGUAAAGUGUUUCAACUAAGUUUGCCAGAGAGUGUCUAUGUGGAGGAGUUGUACAUGUAGACACGCAAGGUAAUUAGUAAUUUAUCUUGGGGAGUGAAAUAAAUCGUGUGUAUAUUUAGCUUGAUUCAUUCGCUUGGGAUGAGCAGGUACUUUGCACCUGUAGCCUUCACGUCUUGAAAACUCUCUUGACUUUCCCGGUUGGGUAUGUUGUUUACCUUCAUUUUUACAAACAUUAAAUUCGUUUGUACUUCUGGUUGCGCUGAAAUCGACAGACUGAUCAUGUAGCUUUUACUCUCAAAAGUCAACUAAAGAGUUAGCGUUGCAAAUAUUCCGGCUAAUGCUGAUGUCCCAGCUUCAGAGACACUUCGCACUCCCAGACUGGUUAUCUGGCUUGCGUGGAAACAAAGCAAUGCGUCUCUUAACCUCUAUUAAGCCGGAUUUAACUUGACCGACUCUCCAUUAAUGAUAUAAAGUCACCUGGCUGGGGUUCUUAGGAACUUUUUUGUGUGUACGUGUCAUUGAGGAAUACGACUACUGGACCAGUUUACUUAGAUUUGACAUCACGGCACCCUAUGGUGCUCCUGCAGGCACCGAGACAUGGAUGUUCCCCAGGCCGUUUUCCCAAACGGUGAGGGGCGCAUGAGCCUCCAAGACCAUGUCUGGACGGAGUCCUCCAACUCGGGGGUUUGGGCUCACUCUGCCCCCGUGUGUCCCCGCUCGCUCUGGACCGCGGUGUUUGACUACGAGGCCAGCGGGGAGGACGAGCUCAGCCUGCGGCGAGGAGACGUGGUGGAGGUCCUGUCUAAGGACGCUGCUAUCUCGGGAGACGAAGGCUGGUGGACUGGUAAAAUUAACCAUCGCGUGGGCAUCUUCCCAUCUAAUUAUGUUACUUACCAACCAGUCAUUUAUAGAGCGGUAGGGGCUCGCGAGAGUGACCCGUCCGCCCCUGUCCGGAUACCGUUUUCUGAACUUGUUCUACAAGAAAUCAUCGGCGUCGGUGGUUUUGGCAAAGUCUACCGGGGGACCUGGAAGGACCAGGAGGUCGCAGUAAAGGCAGCUCGACAGGACCCCGACGAAGACAUUAAAGCGACUGCGGACAGUGUUAAACAAGAAGCUAAACUUUUUUCGAUGCUUCAACAUCCUAAUAUUAUUAAACUAGAGGGGGUGUGUUUGGAGGAGCCUAACCUGUGUCUGGUCAUGGAAUAUGCCCGAGGAGGGACUCUCAACCGCGCUUUGACGGGCAGAAGGAUCCCCCCUCAUAUCCUAGUGAACUGGGCCGUCCAGAUCGCCAGAGGCAUGCAGUAUCUCCACGAGGAGGCUGUGGUUCCCAUUAUUCACCGAGACCUCAAAUCCAGCAACAUUUUAUUACUUGAAAAAAUUGAGAAUGAUGACAUUGGUCGAAAAAUCCUGAAGAUUACUGACUUUGGCCUGGCCCGUGAGUGGCACAAAACGACCAAAAUGAGUGCAGCUGGCACUUAUUCCUGGAUGGCUCCUGAGGUCAUCAAGUCCUCUCUGUUUUCCAAAGGGAGUGAUGUCUGGAGCUAUGGAGUCCUCCUUUGGGAAUUACUGACUGGAGAGGUUCCUUACCGUGGCAUCGACGGUUUGGCAGUUGCCUAUGGAGUGGCUGUCAACAAAUUAACCCUUCCCAUUCCAUCUACCUGUCCCGAGCCUUUUGCCAAGCUCAUGGAGGAAUGCUGGGAGCAGGAUCCCCACAUCCGCCCGUCCUUUGCUUCCAUCUUGGAGCAGCUGACUGCCAUAGAGGAGGCUGUGAUGGCCACCAUGCCGCAGGACUCCUUCCACUCAAUGCAGGAGGACUGGAGAGUGGAGAUUCAAGAAAUGUUUGAUGAGCUACGCACUAAAGAAAAGGAGCUCCUUUCACGUGAGGAGGAGCUGACGCGAGCAGCCCUUCAGCAGAAGUCUCAUGAAGAGCUGUUGAAGAGGAGGGAACAGCAGCUGGCCGAGCGGGAAAUUAAUGUGCUUGAGCGUGAGCUCAACAUCAUCAUAUUCCAACUCAACAAGGACAAGCCCAAUGUUAAAAAACGAAAGGGCAAGUUCAAACGCAGCCGCCUCAAGCUCAAAGAUGGCAACCGCAUCAGCUUACCCUCAGAUUUUCAGCAUAAAAUCACAGUUCAGGCCUCUCCGACUAUGGACAAGAGAAGAAGCCUCAACAGCACCAACUCCAGCCCCCCCAGCAGCCCUACACUGAUCCCUCGCCUCAGAGCCAUUCAGUUGAGCCACCCAAGUGACACUAGCCGAAGGGGCAGUAUGUUUGUGUAUCACCAGGAUGUGGAUAUCACAAGCGAGUGUAAACCUCCUAGCGGGUUUAGGAAGAAAGUGACCCUGGAUGAGAGCAACAGGACAUGGGGUCGAAGCACCAAUUACAAACCUGAGGAGUUUGAAGAUGUUAAGAAAGGGUUUAAGAAGAAGGGCCGCACAUGGGGACCAAGCUCUGUGCAGACCAAGGAAGGAGCAAAUUGUACUGAAAGAGUUCGACCUCUUUCAGAUGGAAGCAGUCCCUGGUCCACUAGUCUUAUGAAGGCCCAGAAAUCUGUUCCAUUGGCAGCAUUAUUUGCGGAGCAGGGAACCAAUAAAGAUGAAGUAUGUUCUGCUGAUGGAUCUGACAACAAACCAAAGCAACUGAAGUUCCCCAACCAGGUUUAUAUUGAUCUACCUCUGUGGAAAGAUGAACAGGGAGAGAGCCAGGGGCCAGCUGGUGGAGGUGAGAGCCAGGAAGACCCAACAACAUCCACAAGUUCCACCAGCACCACACCGCAGCACACACCCACCAACAGCCUGAAGCGCACCACCACACGCCGGCGCACAGAUGCUGUUCUCUAUGGCUGUGCCUCCAUCCUGGCAUCUGUCGCAUUCGGCUUCGACCUGCGGGGGGUGUGUAAGGGUGCUGCUAAUGAGGAACCAGAGCCACGUGAGGAGAAGAAAAAACAGGGCCUGUUUCAGCGUGCCACUCGCUUCCGCCGCAGCACCAGCCCCCCUGGUGGCCGCUCACGCAAGGAUGAGGUUACCGCAGGACCCGUAAACCUACUCGCCAUGUCAUCGAUUUCUGAGUGCAACUCCACCAAGUGCCUCCUGCAGUCAGAUUUUGAGGGGUCUGGGUAUAACCCACUGAACGAGACUCCAGCUAGCAAUUCCCAGACACAUCAGCAUACAGGCACUAGUGAUGUUCUUCCCUCUGCCCCUGUACAAGAUCAUACUUCUGGAUCCAACUCUCGACUUAGGAGAAAGAAGUCCAGCCCUGCUGUGUGUCAGACCAUUAAUGGCAACAGUAACUUCCAGGCCAGUCCACCUGAUUCCUCUACCACUUCCCUGAAAAAGAAGGCUGACAGAGAGCCUGCUCAAGAGAAGCAAGCCUCCGGGGAGUCAGUAUCUAGACCCAGACCGCUUUCCCUAAGAAGCAAACCUCACUCCUGGGCUCUUCUAAAGAGCCGAAAUAAGAGCUAUUCUCUCGGGCACUACUCUGGGGAGAAGAGUGCCCAAAACUUGGACAUGGUCCCCCCCUCAGAGGUCAAAAUGGGCUGCUCUUUGCUGGAUAUGGACACAGAGGGUCAAAAACGAGACUGCACAGUUCCCCUCUGUCGAAUACAGAGCACACCAAGUCGACCGUCUGUCUUCGAACUGGAGAAGAAGUUUUUAUCCUGAAAUAAGCUGCAUCUGGAACAAUCUUUUGUCUUGAAUCUGUCUGUUCAACAUGACAUUUAGUUGGUGUUUUUUUCCCCAAGAUUAACAUCAUGGCCUUUGAUCAAUAUUUGAGCCAUUGCUGCUGGAGAUAUUCUGUGGUACUUUUAUUUAUAUGCUGUUUACUUUGAUAUGUAAUUUAAUAUGAAGUGACAUAUAUGAAGUGAAUGAUCAGCAUUCCACUGAAUUUACAGUUAGAAUUGCUGGUUUGUAGUUUUUACAAAGUGACUUGAUUUGUAAACCUUUUACACUGAUGAGCAAGAUCUCAGAUUCUGUUAGAAACUACUGAUUUUUAAAGUGUUCAGGCAUUUUUGUCAUUUGAUUUCAUAUCACGUAAUGUCAUAUGAAAGGCAUAAACGGGGCCCACAGUGUUUAUAUAAAUAAUAAUAGUUGUACAGAUGAAGUGGCAUAGCUAAUGUAGCUAACAGACCUCGUGUUUGCUAGCUCAAACAGCGCUUUCAAGUUCCCUACAUAGCUCAUUAUUUUUCCUGUACUAAUACAUUACAUUUUCAGGGUUUUGUUUUUUAUGACCUGUUUGAAAUUGAUUCCUGGUGGUCAGCAUAAUUUCUUUCUGAUAAUUGUUUGGAACAUUAUUUUUUUCCUAAAGUUAUAUUGGAUAGACACCUCAUGGACUCUCUCCUUUUAUAGCUUUAAGUCAGAUGCAUUUGAUCUAAUUAUGUCUUU
Sinocyclocheilus rhinocerous is the source of this 4666-nucleotide messenger RNA. RefSeq names its product mitogen-activated protein kinase kinase kinase 21 (gene map3k21). Lineage: Eukaryota; Metazoa; Chordata; Actinopteri; Cypriniformes; Cyprinidae. Gene Ontology annotation, biological process: protein phosphorylation. The record is from RefSeq and is a predicted model, not a curated record. Gene Ontology annotation, molecular function: JUN kinase kinase kinase activity; protein binding; ATP binding. The coding region runs from base 887 to 3946 and encodes 1019 amino acids. The transcript is spliced from 11 exons.